CAGGGAGAGAGAGAGAGCAGCAGAGGUCCCUGCAGGCAGUCAGUCAUUCUGUCUGCAGCGCAGCGCUUCGCUCGGUAUGUGGCAGGAGGGAGCGCCUGUCUUGGACUAAAACCACAGGAAAAACACGCUUUAAAAAUAAAACAUCAACAGGGGGAUUAAUACAAAACCUGACGAGGAUGAAACUCUAUCCGUCCGCUUGAAGACAUUUUCCACUCCGCCGUUUUUUCUCUGAUUUAUUACCGCUUUUCACUAAAAAGAUGGCGAACGACUCUCCGGCUAAGAGCCUGGUGGACAUAGACCUGGCAUCACUGAGGGAUCCAGCUGGGAUUUUCGAGCUGGUGGAGGUAGUGGGGAAUGGAACCUAUGGACAAGUGUAUAAGGGUCGACAUGUUAAGACUGGACAGCUGGCCGCCAUCAAGGUCAUGGACGUCACAGAAGAUGAAGAGGAGGAAAUCAAGCUGGAAAUCAACAUGCUGAAGAAGUAUUCCCAUCACAGAAAUAUAGCCACAUAUUAUGGAGCCUUCAUCAAGAAAAGUCCACCAGGCCACGAUGACCAGCUCUGGCUCGUCAUGGAGUUCUGUGGUGCCGGCUCAAUCACCGAUCUGGUGAAAAACACCAAGGGCAACACUCUGAAGGAGGACUGGAUCGCCUACAUCUCCAGGGAGAUCCUCAGGGGGUUAGCACACUUACACGCUCAUCACGUGAUCCACCGUGACAUCAAGGGACAAAAUGUGCUGCUGACUGAAAACGCUGAGGUCAAGCUGGUGGAUUUCGGUGUGAGCGCUCAGCUGGACAGAACAGUAGGUCGAAGGAACACAUUCAUCGGGACGCCUUACUGGAUGGCCCCAGAGGUUAUUGCUUGUGAUGAAAACCCCGACGCUACCUACGACUACAGGAGUGACCUGUGGUCCUGUGGAAUCACAGCCAUAGAGAUGGCUGAGGGAGCUCCCCCUCUGUGCGACAUGCAUCCAAUGAGAGCCCUCUUCCUCAUCCCCAGAAACCCGCCUCCUCGACUGAAGUCCAAGAAAUGGUCCAAGAAGUUCUUCAGCUUCAUCGAAGGCUGCCUGGUGAAGAACUACACCCAGCGCCCCCCCACUGAUCAGCUCCUGAAGCACCCCUUCAUUCGGGACCAGCCCAAUGAGAGGCAGGUCCGCAUUCAGCUCAAAGAUCACAUCGACAGAACCAAGAAGAAGAGGGGAGAGAAAGACGAGACAGAGUAUGAAUACAGUGGCAGUGAAGAAGAGGAGGAAGAAGCUUCUGAGCAAGAAGGAGAGCCAAGCUCCAUAGUCAACGUGCCGGGCGAGUCGACUUUGCGCCGCGACUUCAUCCGGCUGCAGCAGGAGAACAAGGAGCGCUCCGAGGCCCUCCGCCGCCAGCAGCUCCUCCAGGAGCAGCAGCUCCGCGAGCAGGAGGAGUACAAGCGCCAACUGCUGGCUGAGAGGCAGAAACGUAUCGAGCAGCAGAAGGAGCAGCGCAGACGGCUGGAGGAGCAACAACGGCGGGAGCGCGAGAUGAGGAGGCAGCAGGAGCGCGAGCAACGCCGGCGGGAGCAGGAGGAGAAAAGGCGCAUGGAGGAGAUGGAGCGCCGUCGCAAAGAGGAGGAAGAGCGCAGGAGAGUGGAGGAGGAGAAGAGGAGGGCCGACCGAGAGCAGGAGUAUAUCCGGCGCCAGUUGGAGGAGGAGCAGAGGCACCUGGAGAUCCUGCAGCAGCAGCUCCUCCAUGAACAGGCCAUGCUUCUUGAGUAUAAAUGGCGGGAGCUGGAGGAGCAGCGGCAGGCUCAGAAGCUCCAGCGACAGCUGCAGCAGGAGCAGGCCUAUCUGCUGUCACUGCAGCAGAACCAGAACCAGAACCUGGACAGUGGUAAAAGUAGCCAGCAGCCAAGCACCAAAGCCCCGCAGAGCCUGGAAGCCGACAGGGCGAAGGCCCUGCAGACGCCUGAGCCGGAUGCAUCGAAGCAACAAGCGCAGAGUAUUAGCAAUGAAAAGACGCAGCCCAGCCAGGGCUCCAGCCUGGAAAAAAGGCUCCCUGUGGCUGACCAGCAGAGCUCCACACCUGACUCUGAGCCGGUCAGAGAGGCCGAUGAGCGGUACAGGAAGAACGCCCAGGGUUCUCCGCAGUCAGCUCAGACCAAACCUCAGCAACCUCCGGUGCCACCGCGCUCGGAGUCUUCACACGCCAACGGGAACGCCGCAUCCGAGACGCCAGCGAUGCACCGGCCUGUGGAACCACAGGUUCGUUCACAUCUGGCCGCGCUGAAGAUCAGCAGCAGUGUGGCCUCGCCAAACUCAUCCGCUUCAACCCCGCCCGCCAUGUCCCGGUCACAAUCCUUCACAGAGCCGCUAACAGCUAGCUUUGAAAACCACCACCUGCACAAAAGCAAUGAGUCCCACCAUCUUCCUCCAUCCUCAUCGUCAUCUCCAUCAUUCUUAUCAUCAACGCCUGCUCGCUCUGAGCCACAAACACAACCUCAGCCCAGACCCCUGCCCCAUGAAAAGGUCCCGUCAGAAGACGCCCCGCCCAGAGUUCCUGUAAGGACAACAUCAAGGUCUCCGGUGUUGUCGAGGCGAGACUCGCCUCAUCACCAGAGCAACGCCCCAAAGAGCAGGGACGUGCUCCGAAAUGCUGGAAGUUCAGCAGAGCCUCGGCUCCUCUGGGAACGGGUGGAGAAACUGGUUCCCAAAACGAGCGGUAGUAGCGGCAGCGGAGGCUCCAGCUCCUCCAGCAGCUCCAGUAACUCCAGCUCUCAAAGCGGCUCUGGGGAGAGGUUCAGGGCUCGCUCCUCUUCCAAAUCGGAGGGUUCGCCCCUCCAGCGACCGGAGAAUGCCGGGAAAAAGCCAGAGGAGCGGAGGGACUUGGUCAAGGCAAACAAACCAGCGGACCUGACGGCUCUGGCCAAGGAGCUGCGUGCCGUGGAUGACGUCCGCCCCCAGAAUAAGGUGACGGAUUAUUCCUCAUCCAGUGAGGACUCUGACACCACUGAUGAAGAUGAUGAUGAAGAGGUGGACCAGGAGGCGGGUGAAGAGUCGACGUCCGGCCCAGAGGACUCCAAAGCAGUGUCUUCCAAGCUGAGUAACGGAGAAACGGAGUCGGUGAAAACCAUGAUAGUUCACGACGAGGGCGAGAACGAAGCAGGGACGACUCGGUGCAAAGACAGCACGCUGGUUGUCAGACAGAGUAGUGUCUGUAGCUCGCCCUUUGCUCCAGCUAACACGUACCCCUCCCCUGAGCUCGCCAGGAACACUUCUAGACCCAUAGUUGUCUACCCCUCUUUCUACUUCCAGAGUGCAGGUGACAACAGAAAGCGUGUAGCCCCCGUGUCGGGCCAAACGCAGACCCUUAGCCUGCUCGCAGGCUUCUCUCCGAGCCCCGGCUCGCCGUCGGGGCAGGGACUCAUCCUCCACACCCCCAGUCCCCCACACCACCACCACCAUCACCACCACCACCAUCACCCCACGCAGCACAGUGACAGGAACGGCUUUCCUGGCCGCAUCCAUCACCUCCCAGACCUGAUCCAGCAGAGCCACCAUUCCUCCCCCUCCUCCUCUGCAUCCAACUCCCCUUCUUCUUCCAGCCUUGCCAGUCCCUCCACCAUGGCCCCCCAGAGCCCCCUGGAGAAGCUCGGCAUCCUCACAGAGAGCCAGUCAAGUAACAACAUGCAGAAACACAAGUCCUCUUCAUCUUUCACUCCGUUCAUCGACCCGCGCCUCCUGCAAGUGUCUCCAUCCACCGGCAGCGCCCUCAACAAUGUCGGCUACGCCAAUGACGCCCGGCUGGCGGAAGCGUUGAGAGCAGAUCCAUCACGGAAAGGCUCAGUGGUCAACGUCAACCCGGUCAACACCCGUCCUCAGAGCGACACGCCGGAGAUCCGCAAGUACAAGAAGAGGUUUAACUCUGAGAUCCUGUGUGCCGCACUGUGGGGUGUGAACUUAUUGGUGGGGACAGAGAGCGGCCUGAUGCUGCUGGAUCGCAGCGGUCAGGGAAAAGUUUACCCACUGAUCAACCGACGGCGCUUCCAGCAGAUGGAUGUCCUCGAGGGACUCAAUGUCCUCGUAACUAUAUCAGGUAAAAAGAACAAGCUGCGUGUGUACUACCUGUCCUGGCUGAGGAACAAGAUCCUUCACAACGAUCCUGAAGUGGAGAAGAAACAGGGCUGGACCACCGUAGGGGAUCUGGAAGGCUGUGUUCACUACAAAGUCGUAAAAUACGAGAGGAUCAAGUUCUUGGUUCUGGCUCUGAAGAACUCUGUGGAGGUCUACGCCUGGGCGCCCAAACCGUACCACAAGUUCAUGGCCUUCAAGUCUUUUGGCGACCUGGUGCACAAGCCCCUGCUGGUUGACCUCACUGUGGAGGAAGGGCAAAGGUUAAAGGUCAUCUACGGCUCCUGCUCAGGGUUCCACGCUGUCGACGUCGACUCGGGGGCGGUUUAUGACAUCUACCUGCCGACCCACAUUCAGAACAACAUCCAGUCCCACGCCAUCAUCAUCCUCCCUAACACCGACGGCAUCGAGCUGCUGGUGUGCUACGAGGACGAGGGCGUUUAUGUCAACACCUACGGGCGCAUCACCAAGGACGUGGUGCUGCAGUGGGGCGAGAUGCCCACCUCAGUUGCCUACAUUCGAUCCAAUCAGAUCAUGGGCUGGGGGGAGAAGGCCAUAGAGAUCCGCUCCGUGGAGACGGGUCAUUUGGACGGAGUCUUUAUGCAUAAGAGAGCCCAGAGACUCAAGUUCCUCUGUGAAAGAAAUGACAAGGUGUUCUUCGCCUCGGUUCGACCCGGAGGCUCCAGCCAGGUCUACUUCAUGACUCUGGGCCGAAGCAACCUUCUCAGCUGGUAGAGGUCCAAGCCCCGCCCUCCGUUUUUUCUCCUCCUUCUCCUCACCCUUCGCAUCGUCCCCCACCUCGCUAACACUGGAUCUCAGAACCCACCUCUGAUGUUUCUGUCAAUCCUCGGAAAACGAAAUGAGAAACGGACACACCAGCCGACCGGCCCAUCAGAGCAGCCGACGGCGACAACUUCAGCUUCUAGAGCUCGACGCCCGGGGUUCUGGGGCUCAACCUGCGACGCGGCGACGGCCACGAAAAGGUCGCCGCCCCUCAGAAAUACCGGAAAUGACGACUUUCUUGCAGAAGUGAAAUCAAUAGCUUAGACGUUAAGGGAGGUAGAAAAUAAACAACUGUGAAUUUCAGAAAACAGGACAGACGACGUUGUGUUUUCUCUCAGCUGUCUCGGUGCUUGUCACGUCACGAUGGGGUCGAUGUCGAACUUCUGCUUCGUUUCCGUGCUCUCGGGUUGGUCCGUAACAUCGAUGUCUUUUAGCUAGGAGUUUUGCAAACGCUACUAUCACUUCUACAGCUUCUACUUUCUGCAGGUCUGCCUCCUGUAAGGAAGCCUGGAGUUAGUCUUGUUUUGUGCUGCAGUGAUGUAAAUAACAGCAGCUUUGGGCGGUUGAGGGCUGACGCCUGGUUGGAGGAUCAAUCCGAAACCCUGGACGCAGCCUAGCAGGUGGGUGAGACCUGGUGUUUAAUAGGAGCGUGUUUGAUGUUCUUUAACAGGACGAAGGAAGGAGAAAGGACCGAUCAGGCAGAUGGAUUUCAAAUUAGUAUUUUCUGAAUUCUUAUAGAGAGGUGUAACAAAGAGGAGUUAAACGUGUCUUUAAGCUUUCGUUUUUCCAUUAAUGCACAUUCAGCCUCAGGCCGCGACUCGCUUGUUUCCUCCAUUUUGAGCUGUAUGUGGAGAAAGCAAGAUGAAAUCGAACCGACGCUCGUCGUCAGCUGUGACGGCCAGAAGUGGUGAACUGGUGGUGCUGUGAAUAGCGAUUCAGCGGUGUUUAUGGACGGAUGAAUUAGAGGAAAGUUUAGCAUGUGUGUGUGCGUAUGUGUGGCGGGAGAGUUCGAUGUUGUCGGCGAAUCGAAUUCCCAUGGCAGGGAGGCAAACGCAUGGUUCAGCGGGUUAGUUUCAGGUGCAGGAGGCGGACUAUCUUCCAUUUUCCUUCUUUCACUUCAUCUUCCAUCUAUAUUAUUUGUAUGUACUCAAUGCACUAAGUGUCCAGAAUGUAGAGAGACUUCUUACUGUGUGGUGGUCCAAGGCAUGAGAUGAUGUUUCUCUUUGUAUCUUUGUCACAAGUGGUCAAUUCUAGGUGUUCAAUUCAAAUGAAAGUGAAUAAAAGCAGACCUCUCAUCGAGUGUGGAUGUACUUUUCUUUCCUGCAGCCGUGCCCCCCUCCCUCCCUCGUCUUCUGGCUUCCUGAGAGCCCUGCUUGCUUUAACAUGAGGACUAAAACUUUGUUGUUUCAAAACGUACACUUUUGGACUUCAGUAUUGCUGUGAUGAAGUGUGUCUUUUUAGGGCGACACAGAGCAGAUCUUUUUUUAUUUCCCCCUCAUGCUUCAAAGUUGUUUUGACAUUUUCUUGUACAUGUGCAUCUCAAUAAAUUAAAAUAUUAUCAAAAAGUUCAUUUACUUAUGAAAUUCAUUUACAAAUUUAUAACAAAGAGUAAAUAUUUAAGUGUGAAUUUCUGUUGAUUUGAAUCAAAUUGUUUUACUUCAUCUAAAAGGACUACUUUGACGACAGUCCAGUCCUGUUCACAUUAGUUCAGGUAAGUCACUUCUGGGUCUGGUUCAGGAGUGACUCGAGACAAGGCCGUGUCCCGAACACAUCGAGUCUUCAUGUCCUUAAUCUCCUCUGAAGGGCUUUCUUACACAAAUCCUUUCAAGGAUGCCGUUAUUCCCGUUUGUGCACUUUUUCCUUCCACUUAACUUCUCAUGCUUAUUCCUUGUCAAAGCACUCUGAACUUUUAAAAACCUUUUAGUUUAUCAGCAACAUGAGUCUUUUUUAGGAUUAUUUCAGCCAUAACAUUUGUGUGUCACAGAAAUCUGUUGUUAUUAGUCGUAUGUGAAACCCUGAGUUGCUAAUCUGAAUCUUGUUUAUUUUCCUUUAGUUAUAAUCCACCAUAAUCCAAAUAAUUGAAUAGAUCUAAUCUAAUCUGGACUUUGUGAACCAAAUAUUUGAAAUAAAUGAACUUUUCUGUGGAUAUUCUGAUUUAUGAAGAUGCUGGUUUUUCUCUUCGCCUCAAACUUAGAUUUAAAGAUGUCUGUAUAUUUGGAAUAAUGAGCAACGAGCUGCAGUAUUGAUCUCCUCCUUCUGUCCCGCUGGAUUUUCCUCCAUUUCCACAGAUUAUAAGAAAAAAAAGUUGCUCAUCCAUUUGUGCUCCAGCUACAUAUUCAAAGUUUUAUAAGGAUGCAAACAGCAUUACACAUACUUCAGCAGCUCCCUGUCAGUCCUAAAGUUUAUGGAGAGGCUGUUAGAACCUCAGUUCCGUUGUCCGAGGUUCGCAGUAGUACCCACCGUGUUUGUUUUAAUGCUUAAAGGCCUUGAAGAAUGGCUGCAUCCAUUUUAUGAAAAUUAUACUCUUAUUAUAAAUUAAUGCAAUGACUUUUAUAAAAGGCGAACAAUGAUACCAUUUCUGCUGGUGGAAGAAAGCGUCCGCUUGCAGGUAAAAGUUAAAACCAGUGCCAAGAGGGCAGCAUUUAAAACGUGUGAAACUAUUAUUAAAAACCACUUCUUAGGUAUUGUUUUAAAAAAUAUAUAUAAAAAAAAAACACUUGAAGCAUUGUGUAUUCUUAAGUUUUAGAGGUAGUUAAGAAACGUGCUAGUUUUUUGUUGUUUCUGUAAGUCUAUGUACACGUAAAUAUGCGACUGCGGUGGUUGAAUAUUAUUACGCUCACCUUAGGUGGAAAAAAAUGUUUACAGAAGCAAUGUUUGUUACACUAAUGUGUGCAUCACGGUAUUUAUGUUUAAUGCAUCUGGGUUCCUUACACUUCUUGGUUCUGCUUUAUGAGCCUGUUUUUGUUUUGUUUUUAAAUUGGAUAUUUAUUUUUUUUCUACCACCUCCCUCCUAAGCAACCUACAUUGAAAACAAUAAAGAACAGAUGUUGUUCAUUUCAGGUAUUCACUUAUUGCCAUUUUAACCAUGGUGACUUUGCAGUAACUUUUCCUGCAGGCUUGGAUGUGAGGCAAUGUGUUUCCCUCUGUUUCUGCCAUGCUUCUCUAACUUAUGUCCUCUCUGUGUAUGACAGGAAGUUGUGUAUUUUCCUGAUUAUAUAUUUUUUUUGUUUUCUUUGAAUAAACUUAAAAAGUAAUUUUAAGGGAA
This is a messenger RNA of Cyprinodon tularosa, 8145 nucleotides long. Its product is annotated as mitogen-activated protein kinase kinase kinase kinase 4-like. The transcript has 32 exons. Gene Ontology annotation, biological process: protein phosphorylation. Gene Ontology annotation, molecular function: ATP binding; protein kinase activity. The coding region runs from base 258 to 4832 and encodes 1524 amino acids. NCBI's taxonomy places the organism in Eukaryota, Metazoa, Chordata, Actinopteri, Cyprinodontiformes, Cyprinodontidae. The record is from RefSeq and is a predicted model, not a curated record.